Molecule: messenger RNA, 1558 nt
Organism: Perca fluviatilis (European perch)
Lineage: Eukaryota; Metazoa; Chordata; Actinopteri; Perciformes; Percidae
Exons: 6
Coding region: 40-1140 (366 amino acids)
Source: RefSeq, a predicted model, not a curated record
UUCAGGGAAUUGCACGCAAAAGCAUUUCUGUAACCCACAAUGCACCUACAGGAAGCAACGAUCACCACAGUCCAUCUCUACAGCUUCCUGAGUGUUGAUUAUAGUUGUUACCAUUUCAUGUCCACGACUUCAAACAUCAAAAUGAGGACACUGUGUCUGAUUAUGCUUUUUCAUGCAAGCCUUCAGCUCGAGUGUGAUAGAAGAGACAUCAAAGCACAUAUCGGAGGCCAAUUCACUCUUAUCUGCAAGUAUGACACAAGCCGGUUCCGGUACAGUAAAAAGUACUGGUGCCGAGGGGAUUCUAGAAGCACCUGUGAGAUUUUGGUAGAUUCAGAAAGUAAAACUAAAAAUACACACAGGGCUUACAUAGUAGAUGCAGGAAGAAGAGGUCUGAUUGUGAAAGUCACAGAUCUCCAACUUGACAACGCUGGAGUAUACUGGGUUGGGAUUGACAAAGUGCAUGCUGACAUCAUGUCUUCAGUUAAUGUGGUCAUCACUGAAGUUCCAGUAUCUGAGCCCAGUCUCCAGCCCUUGGGCUCUCUUGUGGACAGGCAGACAUGUUGGGGUCAGCCAGUGACCGUGCGCUGUGGUUGUACAAAGGGCACUGCCGUUCGUUACGCCUGGUACACACACCACCAGGAUUUUCUGCUUCACCACUCGUCAGAUUUAUACCUACACUGUGGCACAGUGGAAACGGACAGCGACUAUUACUGCAUUGCCAGUAAUGACAUAAGCAGUCACCGGAGUGUUAUCCUCUCUGUGCAGGUUCUGCUGCCUGCAUACAACAGCUGUAUCUACGUCGUUCAUAUACAGGGCCAACCCAUUUAUGACUGUGCCGACAGAAUGAGCACCAGCACGGUCAAAACUCCACCUGUGACUACGUGCCAAGCUACCAUGAAAAUCCAAUCGGACACAAGAAACAGUUCUUUACUCAUCAAUCAAACUGAUCAAGAUAUGUUUUUCAACAGGGAAUGGACAGGAGUGCCUUUGUGGUAUACAUUGCUGCGUUGGGGUUCUUUUGCUUCCUUACUGAUAUUUCUGUGCGUAGUACUCAAAUGUACAAAAGCAAGACACAAACGUGCCAAGAAGAAGAGGAGAGUUCAUGUGAGGCGAACGCCCCGGAAAUCAACUUGUCCAUGACUCUAUUGAGAGACUUCCAGCUGACAGCGGUAUCACUGGCGGCCAGCAGGGAGCAUGGAUGUAUUAAGAGAACAUAACAACAUAACAACACUGAAAAGGAUGGAGAGGACACGAGAGAAGUUGUCAUCGGGAUACUGACGAGAGUUGUUCCAAUGUCAGUGGAGCGGCUGCAUGACACCGUUGACACCGUUCACCGGCUGGGAAGGAAAGGCGACGCCGCUACCUCAAAUAACACACCGAGAGCAAUCAUCAUUCAAUUCGGGAUGAGAAUGGUGCGGGAUGAUGUUUGGAAAAGUCGAAGGAUGCGAGAGUGUGUAGGCUAAAGACAUGCACAUACGUUUCAAAGAAGACUUCUCCAAAGAAGACCGGGAGGCGCGUGCGAAGCUGUGGCCACUGGUCCAAGAAGCCAGAAAGACAG